Mobula hypostoma (lesser devil ray) is the source of this 1409-nucleotide messenger RNA. RefSeq names its product transmembrane protein 53 (gene tmem53). The record is from RefSeq and is a predicted model, not a curated record. The transcript is spliced from 3 exons. NCBI's taxonomy places the organism in Eukaryota, Metazoa, Chordata, Chondrichthyes, Myliobatiformes, Myliobatidae. The coding region runs from base 85 to 924 and encodes 279 amino acids.
GAGUGGUUGUUAAGGAAGUAGCGCAACCCCUCUCUGAAUUGGGUUAUUUCAGGUUGACUGCCGUCUUAAGCCUCCCAUUCAACCAUGCGCGACUCGGAGCUGGAGUACACCAUCGUCUUUCCUGAUCCCACCGUCUCAGACCUAAAAGAAGACCCGGUGACAAUCCUGUUGGGUUGGGCUGGCUGCCAAGACAAACAUUUAGCAAAAUACAACUAUAUCUACAAAAAUCAGAGCUGUGCAGUUCUCAGAUAUCCAACUCCAUGGCGCCAGAUAUUUUUCCCUGGAAUCUUCAGUAAAAAUCUCCAUUACACAGCAAGAAAACUACUAGAUCUUCUGUUUGAUGUCGGCAUAGAAGAGCAUCCAAUUUUGUUCCAUGUUUUUAGUAAUGCUGGCAGCAUGCUAUAUUGCCACAUUGUUAAACUUCUGUUUAACCAAACUGAAACUAAGUAUGCAAAGUUAAAUGUUGUAGGGACUAUUUUUGAUAGUGCACCUGGAGAUAGGAACUUAUCAGGUGGCAUUCGUGCUCUGAAUACAGUUUUGAGUCCUUCCAUCAACAUUUUUGUAAGGUGCUUUGCUAUUCUUACUUUCACAUUGACUGCAUUCUUUCGGGUUUUGUUCUAUCCAGUCACGCAAUUUAUUUCCCUGUCGUUCUAUGAUGCUUUGAAAGCAGAACCUUCAAGAUGGCCUCAACUUUUCUUGUAUUCAAAAGCAGAUAAAAUAAUUUCCUACAAAGAGAUCGAGGCAAUGAUCGAAGCUAGAAAGUUGUUAAAUAUUGAAGUGCAAUCUAUGGAUUUUAUCACUUCACAGCAUGUAAGCCAUUUUAAAAUGUUUCCUGAUAAGUAUUCCAGCAAGUGUAUCAGUUUCUUUAAGAGAUGCAUUCAGCUACAUUUGACUGAUUCUUUGAGAAAGAAUUUAAUGCAAUGAGCAAGUCAUAGCCCAAUGCAGCAAAUCGUUGUUCCAGUUAGCUUCAAUGCAUUUGGUUUCUGGGUGGGUGGGGUUGGCACAAGAGGGAAAGAGAAAGAAAGGAUAUAUUGAUCAGUGUCCUAUGUCUGAUUGUUAUUUAAUAUUUGCUGGAACGUUCCCAUUUUAAUUUUAACAAAUUUAAACAAGCUGCUGAUGCUUAUUAUUUUGACUCUGAUUUACAAAAGCUAUUAUAUUAAGGUUUUGGAGGUUCUCAGCACCCAACCAGCUUGUCAGCAUCUUCAAGAAUAGGGUGACAAAGUGAGACAGACAGAAGUUCUUUUCAGUCCUUGACAGCUCUUGGCUCAGACAUGUCAAUUUAAGAUGGUUUAAUACCACUUCCUGUAUAAGUGAAAAGUCGAAUGAAAUUAUUGUUACUCUGGAUCCGAUGCAGCACAAAAAAAAUCAGAAUAAGAUAAAGAACACAAUAAACAUAAAUAUAUAAGAUA